UUUAUUUUUCAUUAUUAUCGUAUUUAUCGAGUUAUAUAGGCAUUGUUUCGCUUUUAAUGCGAUCAUGGAACAUUAUGUACGUGGCGAAAUACUGCUAAAGUCCUUAAUUAUCAAGGAAAACGAAAUUUUCUGAUUUAGUAGUCUCGUCGCCCACCGCCAAAUGGCGCUAUCUAUAUAUUUUUUCAGCUUUAUUAAUGUCGGCGAAUACGAACUUUAAAUGGAUCGAAAAAAUAAUACCGUUUCAUUUAUAAGUACACCAGGAUUUUGUUCUGACUGUGGUUCCAUUUUGCCAUUAUUGGGAGAGAAAGGAGAUGUGAAAUGUUACGCUUGCAAACGGACUUGGGGUCCUGAAGCCUUCGGUGAUAUGUAUAUGAAUUAUACCAUUCACUUCAACAAAAAGGAUGCUUACGAGUCUUCGAAACAAAAAGACGACGACGAAGACGAAGCAGAAGGUCCAGUCGUUGAGCGAAAAUGUCCGCAAUGUCAAAACGAUAAAAUGUCGUAUGCCACGUUACAAUUAAGAUCGGCAGAUGAAGGGCAAACAGUGUUUUAUACGUGUACUAAAUGCAAAUUUAAGGAAACCGAGAAUUCAUAAAAUAAAUGUACGUUACGCGUCGACCAACGAGUGGACAAUCAGGGUGGAUCGAUCAGGGUUAUUUACUACAACGAUAACAGUCUGUGUUAAUGAAACAUAGAGUUUUAUUUCCGAUACACUCAACAAAUAGUUUGUGAAGGGAGAAUAAUAAUUUCACGAUACCGUCGAAUUAACGAUAUAUUUUCUUUUUGAUUACGUUUGGUUGUAUGUUCUUUUAUCGAUGUAUUUUUAAAUUCUAUAUUCGAUUAAAUAUUUUGUACAAUACAUUGGAAUAAAAGUUAACGAUCGCUCGAAGAAGUUUCUAUCGAUGAAUUAUCGAAACCGUUACAGUGGUCCUUUCAUUAUAAAAUCUUCGUAUUUAAAGAAUUUUGUUAGUACAUCGCUUAUGCUACAAAUAGUCUUAAAUACAGUUAUUAGUCGUUGAUAAUAAUAUGUAUUUAUAUAUAGUUGUAAUAAUAAGGAGAAGUAGAUACGCUAUUUAUACGAUAUCAAAGAAGUUUCAACAAUCGGGCAAUCAACCAACUUAAUUAUAUACACGACCAGAAAGAUCUUAUACUACGAUUUAUUUUAAAAAGGCUCCGGUUAUCGUAACAUCGAUAAAACUAACA
Molecule: messenger RNA, 1203 nt
Organism: Megachile rotundata (alfalfa leafcutting bee)
Lineage: Eukaryota; Metazoa; Arthropoda; Insecta; Hymenoptera; Megachilidae
Gene: RpI12
Product: RNA polymerase I subunit RpI12
Biological process (GO): DNA-templated transcription; termination of RNA polymerase I transcription
Cellular component (GO): RNA polymerase I complex
Molecular function (GO): zinc ion binding; nucleic acid binding
Source: RefSeq, a predicted model, not a curated record